CAGCACCUCAGCCAGCUACCCGAUGACCUUUUAGAAUUAACUGAGUUGGAGGCUUUGGAGUUAGAGAAUAAUAAAUACAUCAAACUCUCUGACAAUCUUAUCGGAUUGACCAAUCUGAAAGUGUUGAGUUUAGAUGAAUGUAAUCUUGACACAGUUCCAACUGCCGUCAUGAAGCUUGAGCAGUUGGAAGUACUGUAUCUCAGUUACAACAAGAACAUCACCCUGCCGGAUGAGAUGUGUAGUCUAGUUAACCUAUCUUUACUGGACCUGGGGAACUGCGACCUUAAGACAGUUCCUGCUUCCGUGACGAAACUUUCACAGUUGAAUGAAUUGAGCCUCUGGUACAACAAGGAGAUCAAACUGCCGGAUGAGAUGUCCAGUCUAGUUAAUCUUACCCACCUGGACUUAGAUAACUGUGACCUGGACACGUUACCGCCUGUUGUUCUGAAACUGUCAAACCUACAGGAGCUGGAUCUAAGUGGUAAUCAGAUCUCCCUGCCAGAUGAGUUGUACAAGCUACAGAAUAUAAAAGUAUUGGGACUAUGUGAUUGUAACUUGGCGACGGUUCCGCCGGUAGUACUGAAACUCACCCAGCUGGAGGAACUGGACCUCAGCCGGAACAGCGGGAUCCACCUGCCGGAUGAGCUGUCCGGACUCACCAACAUCCGGGUACUGAAACUAGGGGAAACAGGCAUGGUCACAGUUCCUCCGGUAGUGUGGACAUUGACAAAAUUAGAGUGGCUGGACUUGGACUCUAACCCAUUACAGACAUUACCGGCGGGAAUUGGACAGAUAACAAGCAUCAAACACUUGGAUCUGUUCGACUGCAAGCUGCGCACGCUCCCAUCUGAAAUAUGGAGGCUGACACAGUUAGAAUGGCUGGACCUGAGCUCUAACGCGCUACAGACGUUACCCAUGGAAAUCGGAAAGCUCACCAACAUUAAACACUUGGAUCUGUCUAACUGCAAACUGCGCACACUCCCAUCUGAAGUGGGGAGACUGGCACAGUUAGAAUGGCUGGACCUGAGCUCUAACGCGCUACAGACGUUACCCAUGGAAAUCGGAAAGCUCACCAACAUUAAACACUUGGAUCUGUCAAAAAGCGAGCUGCACACACUCCCACCCGAAAUGUGGAGACUGACACAGUUAGAAUGGCUGGACCUGAGCUCUAACGCGCUACAGACGUUACCCGCGGAAAUCGGACAACUCACCAACAUUGAACACUUGGAUCUGUCUGAAUGCGAACUGCGCACACUCCCAUCUGAAGUGUGGAGACUGACACAGUUAGAAUGGCUGAACCCGAGCUCUAACCCACUACAGACGUUACCCGCGGAAAUCGGACAACUCACCAACAUUGAACACCUGGAUCUGUCUAACUGCGAGCUGCGCACACUCCCACCCGAAAUGUGGAGACUGACACAGUUAGAAUGGCUAAACCUGAGCUCUAACCCACUACAGACGUUACCCGCGGAAAUCGGAAAGCUCACCAACGUUAAACACUUGACGCUGUCAAAAUGCGAGCUGCACACACUCCCACCUGAAGUGUGGAGACUGACACAGUUAGAAUGGCUGAACCCGAGCUCUAACCCACUACAGACGUUACCCGCGGAAAUCGGACAACUCACAAACAUUGAACACCUGGAUCUGUCAAACUGCGAACUGCGCACACUCCCACCCGAAAUGUUGAGACUGACACAGUUAGAAUGGCUGGACCUGAGCUCUGUCCCGCUACAGACGUUACCUGCGGAAAUCGGACAGAUCACUAACGUCAAACACUUGGAUCUGUCUAAAUGCAAACUGCGCACACUCCCACCUGAAUUGUGGAGACUGACACAGUUAGAAUGGCUGAACCUGAGCUCUAACCCACUACAGACGUUACCCGCGGAAAUCGGACAACUCACCAACAUUAAACACCUGGAUCUGUCUAACUGCGAACUGCGCACACUCCCAUCUGAAGUGGGGAGACUGACACAGUUAGAAUGGCUGGACCUGAGAUCUAACCCACUCCAGAAGUUACCCGCGGAAAUCGGACAACUCACCAACAUGAAACACUUGGAUCUGGAUAACUGCGAACUGCGCACACUCCCAUCUGAAGUGGGGAGACUGACACAGUUAGAAAGGCUGGACCUGAGCUCUAACCCACUCCAGAAGUUACCCGCGGAAAUCGGACAACUCACCAACAUGAAACACUUGGAUCUGGAUAACUGCGAACUGCGCACACUCCCAUCUGAAGUGGGAAGACUGACACAGUUAGGACGGCUGGACCUGAGAUCUAACCCACUCCAGAAGUUACCCGCGGAAAUCGGACAACUCACCAACAUUAAACACUUGGAUCUGGAUAACUGCGAACUGCGCACACUCCCAUCUGAAGUGGGGAGACUGACACAGUUAGGACGGCUGGACCUGAGUUUGAAUUCACUUGACGCUUUACCUGUGGAAAUUGCACAGCUUACAAACGUAUCUUACAUUGACGUCAGUCGAAACCCACUCAUAAAACCACCAGCUGAAGUUUGUCGCCAGGGGAUCAAUGCAAUCAGACUGUACUUCGACGAACUUGAACACUCAGAGGAAGAAGUAUCCGCUCGUUUGAAAGUUGUAGUUUUAGGAAAGAAGAUGGCGGGAAAAACAAGUUUGGUACAAACGCUAAACAGGGGCCAGUCCAGCCUGACAGAAAAUGAGGACCGCACACACUGUGUAGAGAUAACUCAGUGGGCACCUGAAGACAAUAUCACUUUUGAAGUGUACGACUUUGGUGGACAUGACGUGUACCAUCUCACUCAUCAGUUCUUCUUGACACAAAGCGCCCUGAAUCUACUGACAGUAAAUCUUCAUGAAUACAGGUGUACUGAACAGAGUUACACGGAAGCUGUGGGGUUUUGGUUGGACACACUGAACGCCCGCGUGCCGGGGGCGGUGGUUACAUUAGUGUGUAGUAAGACGGACAUGUGCAGCGAUACAGAAAUAGAGGAGAAAACCAGGGACAUUCAAGUAAGAUUCUCACAGCAACAUGACUUGUGGAAACGUACCAUACAACAACAAAUGAAGAAGUUGGAAAGUAACAGGGCGACCAAUGAAGGGACCGAUCAGGGGGAAAUAGAACGACAGUUAGAACGUACCCGGGAUCUCCUGACACGCCCGCUGCGGCUCACAGGUGCGUACUGCGUCAGUUCGGCAGAACCAACAUCUGGUUUAGACAAACUAAAGAGUCACAUACUGAAAACAGCAAAUAAUACAUCACUGUUUCCAUCACUCCGAAGGAUCCUCCCGCGGACAUGGGUGGAGUUUGAUCAGCACCUGCGCGACAUGCGUGGCAAUGGUACUGAGGAAUAUCAAUCUGCAAGAUCAACUUCUCAAGUUGGCCCCGUUCAGAGUAUCAAGUCUAAAUGGCUCACGCGGGAAGAAUGUCUUCAGCAAGGGCAGCUGGCAGGUCUCACGGCAGACAGACUAGAGCCAGUCCUAUCUUACCUGCAGCAGGUGGGAACCAUCCUCAGGUACACGGACAUACCGGAACUCAAGGAUCUAGUAUUUCAUGAUCCAUCAGGAUUGAUAGACGUCAUGAAAGAGCUGUUUCAUCACGACCUGAAGAAGGUUUUUACCAAAAAAAAUCCACGUCUCAAGGGCUUCUCGAAUACAUACCUGAAAAAGAUUCAGAAAAACCUGUGGAGCCAAGGCUUUCUGCCGAGAGAAGUGGUUAUCGCCUUGUUAGGACCACACGCCACACCAGUAGGAAACGUGGAUGUGAUCACUAAACUGAUGGAACAUUUUGGCUUGUGCUACACGGAAUGGUCAGAUGAACAGAACGGAGAGACCUCAAUACGAGUUGGAUACUACAUCCCAUGGUACAUAAAGGAGGAAAGACCCGGGACCAUUAACAGGAAUGUCACAGGGCAGGAAUUUAUUGUAACGUGUGAGAUUGCCCAUUUUUGCCCACGGGGAUUGUUUGAGCGAUUGAGCGUUGUUAUCAACAAACUGAUCAAGUCCCGACAGGACUGGAAAGACUUAGUCAAGGCUGUGACAGAUAGUUUCCCCGUGAUUGUUUACCGCGAGAAGAAAGACGAACAUGUCAACAUUGUAGUGAGGCUCAUUGUUCCAGCCCAAGCAGUCCAGGGAACACAAGUAAUUUGGCACGUCAUCGGACCUCUGAAAGACAAACUAUCUACACUUCUGAAGGAGUGGCCCGGACUGCUCUACCGCCUGGUGUAUUCCACGUUUACUCAGCAAGCUAAACAUAAAGGGGACCAGCAGACCUUGUCAGUCGCGUCCAUCAUCCCCACGUUUGAAGUAGGACCGCUGGGCUGUACUGUUCAGCACGGCGGUGUGACGUUGGAGUUUCCCGCAGGCUGUGUUAGAGACACACGGUUCAUCUCUGUCGAGGUUGAAGCCGUGCCAGUUACCGAGGACGUCCGGAGCAACUUCACGGCCAUGUCCGCCGUCCUGACUGUGGAGCAGGACUUCCCACAGCGGUUCCUCCGGCCCGUCACCGUCAGGCUGUCCUGGGCAUGGACUCAAUCAGUGGUGGGGAAGGAAACAACAACAGUGGUUCUACACUACGGCCGAGACGACGAAUGGACGUUCUUCCAAACAGACGCUCACCAGGAGGAUGGUGGUAUCAUGUUUCAGACUGAUCACUUUCAAAGCUAUUGGGUGCUGGAAGUUCUUCGGCACCGCAGCAAAGACAUUAUUAGCUGGGUACAGCGGACUUGGAGUGACUACAUUGAAGAUAAAUCCUACAUCAUCGUCACACCACUGGAGACAGAAAGACUUUUGCACCUCAUCUGUUUGUACAAAUCUGACAACUUGACUGACUUGUUCGAAUCGCCAGGCGUAAGAUUUGACUCUCGAACAAAGCGGAGGGUCACCUUGAAACAGGGUCAGUGGGUCGAAGCAACUUUCUGUCAACAUGAAGACGUCGAUAUUCAUCCCCUGGACCUUCCUAUUCACCUAUCUCCGGAUCCACCGACAACUCGGACGGUAAGGCUGGUGGUGCGGGAAUCAGUGCCGAUAAAGGAUGUUUACAACGGGAAAGUCGAGUUUGUAACCAAAGGAUCAUCCAACCUGGACAGUAAGGGAGGGAGGCAACAGUUCGAAGCAUUUGUGCAGCUGCAGCAGCGGCAACAAGUGGUGAUAACAGAGGCGUCUGAGAAAGAAAAUGAGCGUCCGGACUUGUUCGAACGUCAUGAGAACACAGAGUUGAGUGAGCGCACUCAAUCAUAUGAACAGCAUCAGGCGAGACCAGACCAGCCUCCGCCCAGGAUACGACGACACACUUCUGUUAUUCCAAGCUCCCUUGCCAUUUCAUUGAUUGUCGUGAUAUUUGGCGUUCUGUGCCAGUUCUACUUUGGGGUCCACAUAACCGGCUUCUUUGGACUUCCGGGCGGCAUAAAGGAAGCUGGCGUUCAACACACGUCGUAUUCUGGCAAGCCUGUUGUGCUACUUGUCAAUGAUGAAUAUGGUACUUCUAAGGGUGGAAUCUCCACAAUAAAUCGCCAGUUGGCAAAAUUAAUAAGUUCGUCAGGAGGGGAGGUUCUUUGUACUGUUUUAAAUACCUCCGAAGAGGACACAUCUGAUGCAAAGGUUGAUGGAGUGGAGUUGGUACUUCCAACAAGCUUUAAAACGGACAGAAGACAACCGACUCUUGACUGGCUCACAUUCGACCAUAGGACUCGAUAUCCGAACCUUCCACCAGAUAUAACGCACAUCAUAGGCCAUGCUAGUAUCACUGGCAGAGCGGCAAGAAACAUCAGAGAACAGCGAUACCCUGCCGCCAAGUUGAUACUCUUCAACCACGUCAUCCCAGAAGACACAGAACACUACAAGAGCGAGAGUAGAGUACUGGGCAUCGAAGAGAAAAUCGACUUGAUCCGGACAGACACGGAACAUGCCGAUGUCGUAUUUUCAGUUGGCCCGAACCUGUAUGAUUACUACAAAAACGAGAUCAGAGUUUCAAAGCCACAUUACGAGUUCCUUCCUAGUCCGUUUGACAUCUUUAGCCAGAUGAAUCCGACCUAUGUCGAAACAGAAACCAAAGUGGUGUUGUCCAUAGGUAGGGUAAAGGGUGCCGAGAGACUGAAAGGCUACGAUCUUGCCGCGAAGGCCAUGAGUAUGGUAAUAGGCAGAUUCCCUAAGGCAAGAUGGCGAGUCCGAGGUGUCAGCGCUGAGGACUUCCCAGAAAGUAAGGAAAUAAUCGAAGCAAACAUUGCGAAGGGUACUUUUCACUUCACUCCUCUGAAGUACGGCACACAGAAACAGCUGAGCAGAGACUUCAAAGAGGCUCAUGUCGUCCUGAUGCCGUCACGCGCAGAGCCCUUCGGACUGGUCGGUCUGGAGGCCAUCGCGGCAGGUGUGCCAACAAUCGUUUCCGACCAAUCAGGGCUUGCAAAGUUCCUGAAGGCUCAAGAUGACGUCAUAUUUGACCGUCCGAUUGUAAAAAUCAAAGGGAACGAUGAGGAAGACGCUAUAAGACUGGCCAACCGCAUCGUGGAGAUACUGGAGAAUGGAAGUAAGGAGUUUAAGGCUGCCAAAGAACUCAAACAGAAACUACUGGCGUCAAAGUACUGGGAAGAGUCGCACAGAAAGUUCCUUGAAGAAUGCGGCAUUCAGAAGUGACAAUAU
Branchiostoma belcheri (Belcher's lancelet) is the source of this 6612-nucleotide messenger RNA. RefSeq names its product malignant fibrous histiocytoma-amplified sequence 1 homolog. The record is from RefSeq and is a predicted model, not a curated record. The coding region runs from base 169 to 6606 and encodes 2145 amino acids. Lineage: Eukaryota; Metazoa; Chordata; Leptocardii; Amphioxiformes; Branchiostomatidae. The transcript is spliced from 8 exons. Gene Ontology annotation, molecular function: protein binding; cysteine-type endopeptidase activity. Gene Ontology annotation, biological process: proteolysis.